UCCUGCAUUGGCAGGCGGAUUCUUAACCACUGCGCCACCAGGGAAGUCCCUAGGGUGCUGUGGUUUAUAAAAUGGUACACGUGUUUGCAGAGGGCUUAGAAGCGUGCCUGUUACAGGUGCGCACUCAGUAAACGUAAGCCGUGAUGGCAUUGACUUUAGGAGGAAGCCAAGAGCUCUCCUGCCUUUCUCCCUGUCACCUGCAGAGGCUGGCGGACUGUAAGAGGCAGAGAGCCGGAGCUGGGCAGACCCGAGCACUGCUUCCCCAGGCAUGGGUGCCUCCAUGUCAGUACCUCCACAGCCAUCCAGGGCCCUGCCCGACGCUGCCUGCCCGGACCCACAGGGCAGUAGCAAAUCAAGGGUGGGGGUGGUGGAUGGGAGGAGUAGGCGCUGGACAUGCAGCCCAGCCCUGAUUCCUCAAACCCAUCAUCUUCCACCUUUUGUCCAGGGCUCCCACGCUCUCUCAGAGGCCCUCAGCUAGCAGAAGUAUCUCUCCUGUCAGCCCCAGGCAGGUGUCCCAUGGCCGUGACUCAGACCUCCCUGUGGCUGCCAGGGCCCAGGAGAGUACUUGAUGGCAGGACACAGGUGUCCCUGGGAAUUCUGGAGGCGUUGCCCCCCUGAAGCAUACCAGGCUUCCUGCCCCUCCCGCACUGUUAGGGGGAGGUGAGGGCGCAGGUGCUCCCAGCCACCUGUGCAGAAGGGGCGGCAGGGGGUAGGUGAGCUGGCAAAGGAAGCGGAGCCUGUGUUCAGACCAGGUCAAGGGAGGAUGGCUUGAGCAAGGGUGGUCCCCGAGGCUCCUGCAGGAGGGAGCUCUGGGUAGCUUAGUGUCUGGAAUUCUCAGCGUUUGGGCUUCGAGCAUUGGCCCCCAGGUCAAGGUGCAGUUCAUGGGCUUCCUCAGCAGCAGAGCUGGAAGGGUUUUCCGACAUCAUCCAGCACUUUCUCACAUGGAAUGUCCGUACUGUGCCUCUUCAGAAAGCCACCCGCCUGCCCCUGCCAUGGAGACCUUCUUUAGGAGACACUUCCAGCGGAAGGCGUCAGGCCCUGGAGAGGGGCAGAGGCGGCCCGGUGGCGUGGGGCUGCCCACGGGCAAGGCCCGGCGCCGCUCGCCUGCAGGGCAGGCCUCCUCCUCGCUGGUCCAGCGGCGCCGCUCCAGUGCACAGCUCCAGGGCUGCCUCCUGGGCUGCGGGGUGGGGGCCCCGCGCUCCAGCCGCCGACGCUCCAGCACUGCGCCCCCCGCCUGCAACCCCCGCUUCAUUGUGGAUGAGGUGCCCGCCCUGCAGCUGCAGCCUGCCGCUGUUGGGGCCCCGUGUCUGGGCGCACCCCUGCUGUUGGCCGGGCGCGUGGGCAUGGAUGAGGAGGAGGGGGUCCAGGAGGAGGAUGUGACAGUUGCGUCAUUGGCCACCCAGCCAGGCACCAAGAGACCGGGGCCAUCCCCGCAUCGGGGAGCCCUGCCCCUGCUGCCCAUUCCCCGCUGGCGCCGGCGCCGGGCCUCCUCCCACCUGCUGCCCGCUGACGUGGUGAAAGACCGCGCCCUCUGGGGCCUGCACGGUUACUACCGGCCCCUCAGCCAGCAGCGGCCCUCAGGCCAGCACCUCAGCCUGGGGGGCCGAAGAGCCUCGGGCACCGCAGCUGGCCCCGGGAUGCCUGCCUGCGUGCGCCCGCUGUCCCGCAGACGCCAGGUAGCCCUGCGGCGCAAGUCAGCCGGACCCCAGACCUGGAGUGCCCUGCUUGCGAAAGCCAUCACCAAGUCAGGCCUCCAGCACCUGGCACCCCCUCCUCCUGCUCCCGGGGCCCCGCGCAGUGAGCCUGAGCGGCAGAUCCGGAGCACUGUGGACUGGAGCGAGUCGGCGACGUAUGGGGAGCACAUCUGGUUUGAGACCAACGUGUCUGGGGACUUCUGCUAUGUUGGAGAGCAGUACUGUGUAGCCAAGAUGCUGCAGAAAUCAGUGUCCCGGAGGAAGUGUGCAGCGUGCAAGAUUGUGGUGCACACCCCCUGCAUUGAACAGCUAGAGAAGAUAAACUUCCGCUGUAAGCCAUCCUUCCGUGAAUCAGGCUCCAGGAACGUCCGUGAGCCAACCUUUGUGCGGCACCACUGGGUACACAGGCGACGUCAGGAUGGCAAGUGUCGGCACUGUGGGAAGGGCUUCCAGCAGAAGUUCACCUUCCACAGCAAGGAGAUCGUGGCCAUCAGCUGCUCCUGGUGCAAGCAAGCAUACCACAGCAAGGUGUCCUGCUUCAUGCUGCAGCAGAUCGAGGAGCCAUGCUCCCUGGGGGUCCACGCCGCCGUGGUCAUCCCACCCACCUGGAUCCUCCGUGCCCGGAGGCCCCAGAAUACCCUCAAGGCAAGCAAGAAGAAAAAGAGGGCAUCUUUCAAGAGGAAAUCUAGCAAGAAAGGGCCUGAGGAGGGCCGCUGGAGACCCUUCAUCAUCAGGCCCACCCCGUCCCCCCUCAUGAAGCCCCUGCUGGUGUUCGUGAACCCGAAGAGUGGGGGCAACCAGGGCGCCAAGAUCAUCCAGUCCUUCCUCUGGUAUCUCAAUCCCCGGCAAGUCUUUGACCUGAGCCAGGGAGGGCCCAAGGAGGCGCUGGAGAUGUACCGCCGGGUGCACAACCUGCGGAUCCUGGCCUGCGGGGGCGAUGGCACGGUGGGCUGGAUCCUCUCCACCCUGGACCAGCUGCGCUUAAAACCACCGCCGCCCGUCGCCAUCCUGCCCCUGGGCACCGGCAACGACUUGGCCCGCACCCUCAACUGGGGUGGGGGCUACACCGAUGAGCCCGUGUCCAAGAUCCUCUCCCACGUAGAGGAGGGCAACGUGGUGCAGCUGGACCGCUGGGACCUCCGUGCGGAGCCCAACCCCGAGGCGGGGCCUGAGGAGCGAGAUGAGGGGGCCACCGACCGGCUGCCACUGGAUGUCUUCAACAACUACUUCAGCCUGGGCUUUGAUGCCCACGUCACCCUGGAGUUUCACGAGUCUCGAGAGGCCAACCCAGAGAAAUUCAACAGCCGCUUUCGGAAUAAGAUGUUCUACGCCGGGACAGCUUUCUCCGACUUCCUGAUGGGCAGCUCCAAGGACUUGGCCAAGCACAUCCGCGUGGUGUGUGACGGGACUGACCUGACCCCCAAGAUUCAGGACCUGAAACCCCAGUGCAUUGUUUUCCUGAACAUCCCCAGGUACUGUGCGGGCACCAUGCCCUGGGGCCACCCUGGGGAGCACCAUGACUUCGAGCCCCAGCGGCACGAUGAUGGCUACCUCGAGGUUAUUGGCUUUACCAUGACAUCCCUGGCAGCACUGCAGGUGGGCGGGCACGGCGAGCGGCUGACACAGUGCCGAGAGGUGCUGCUCACCACGUCCAAGGCCAUCCCAGUGCAGGUGGAUGGUGAGCCCUGCAAGCUCGCAGCCUCACGCAUCCGCAUCUCCCUGCGCAACCAGGCCACCAUGGUGCAGAAGGCCAAGCGGCGGAGCGCCACCCCCCUGCACAGCGACCAGCAGCCAGUGCCGGAGCAGCUGCGGGUCCAGGUGAGCAGGGUCAGCAUGCACGACUACGAGGCCUUGCACUAUGACAAGGAGCAGCUCAAAGAGGCCUCCGUGCCGUUGGGCACCGUGGUGGUCCCGGGAGACAGCGACCUGGAGCUGUGCCGCGCCCACAUCGAGAGGCUCCGGCAGGAGCCCGAAGAUGCUGGAGCCAAGUCCCCAACGUGCCAGAAACUUUCCCCCAAGUGGUGCUUCCUGGAUGCCACCACUGCUAGCCGCUUCUACAGGAUCGACAGGGCCCAGGAACACCUCAACUACGUGACCGAGAUCGCACAGGAUGAGAUUUAUAUCCUGGACCCUGAGCUGCUGGGGGCGUCUGCCCGACCUGACCUCCCAACCCCCUCUUCCCCUCUCCCCACCUCGCCCUGCUCACCCAGGCCCCGGUCACUGCCAGGGGAUGCUGCACCCCCUACAGGUGAAGAGCUGAUUGAGGCUGCCAAGAGGAACGAUUUCUGUAAGCUCCAGGAGCUGCACCGAGCCGGAGGUGACCUCGUGCACCGAGACGAGCGGAGCCGCACGCUCCUGCACCACGCCGUCAGCACCGGCAGCAAGGAAGUGGUCCGCUACCUGUUGGACCACGCCCCCACAGAGAUCCUUGAUGCUGUGGAGGAAAAGACCCUGAACUUCCUACCCUUUCUGAUGGCCUUCGGGAGACAGGAGGGCUCAGAGGACUGGAUGGGGUCCACAGCCAGCCCCUGUUCCCCCAGCGGGGAGACCUGUCUGCACCAGGCCGCAGCCCUGGGCCAGCGCACCAUCUGCCACUACAUCGUGGAGGCCGGGGCCUCUCUCAUGAAGACAGACCAGCAGGGCGACACUCCCCGGCAGCGGGCUGAGAAGGCUCAGGACACAGAACUGGCCGCGUACCUGGAGAACCGGCAGCACUACCAGAUGAUCCAGCGGGAGGACCAGGAGACGGCUGUGUGAGGCCAACGGCGCAGCAGGAGGCACGGGCCGCCAGAGGACCAGACCCCUCCUUGCCCACCUCACUGCCACAUUCCAGUCGGAUGGCCAGAGGGACUCGGGAUCCAGGCCCCAGGGAAGAAGCCCUGUGCUGCUCCCUGAGGAGCUGCCCAGACCUAGGGCUGGACUCUGAGGAGCUGGGGGCUGGGGUGGGGGGGUCUCACCCAGUCCCCUGAGGCCACAGCCUAACCCAGAGGCUCACAAGGGACCAGGAAACUGGACUGGGCUGGGCAGACCAUUGCGGGGGCUGGGGGGGGGGCCCUCACCUUCCCUGCAGUGGGUGCCCUGGAGUUGAGGGCACGCAGCCCGGAGGGCAGAGGGCCUUGAGGCCCCAUGAGGGAGCCCCCAGGAAGACGCUUCCUAAGCCUCCGGGUCCUUUAGGACCCUCACUCUGAGGCUCCUGGGAGCUUGGGCCCUGACACCCCCCUACCCCCACCCCCAGGGCUUCUUCCCGGAAACACGGAGCCUGCUGCAUCUGCCUGCCCGCCGCCCUGCUUAGCACCUACCCGGUGACCCUCCUCCCAAACCCAGUCAUUUCACCUCCGACUGUGUGGCCUGGGGGGCGGGGGGGGGGGGCUUUCACGGUGACAUGUUUACAGCUGGGUGUGACUCAGUAAAGUGGAUUUUUUUUUCCUU
Molecule: messenger RNA, 5123 nt
Organism: Balaenoptera musculus (blue whale)
Lineage: Eukaryota; Metazoa; Chordata; Mammalia; Artiodactyla; Balaenopteridae
Gene: DGKZ
Product: diacylglycerol kinase zeta
Exons: 32
Coding region: 882-4451 (1189 amino acids)
Biological process (GO): regulation of synaptic transmission, glutamatergic; diacylglycerol metabolic process; lipid phosphorylation
Cellular component (GO): nucleus
Molecular function (GO): ATP-dependent diacylglycerol kinase activity; protein binding
Source: RefSeq, a predicted model, not a curated record